UCCAUGGAAACGAGAAUUGGCGGCGGUUGAGCCGGGGAUGCUCGGUUGGUCAAACGGCCGAUCCUAUCUAUUUAGAUUUUCGACCGGAGCGGACACAACCGGUUCGAUACCAGCGAGGAGAGCCCGACAAUUCCGUUACUCGCCCGUCCAUAUGGUUGGAGGCGGUUGCUCCAUGGAGGAGAGCGCGACACAGAGAGAAGGCACCGCCCUCGCCACGGCCAUGGCCACCCCCAGAGGCAGGGAUUGCGAUCGCGAUCGAGAGCUCCUCAUCCCCGUCGGCAGCAAAACCCUAGAACUCGAGGAUGGGGCGUCCCUUUCCUCCUCCCCGCCCACCAUCUCUGCACCUCCUCCCUCCUCCCUCCACCUCCGCCACCCACCCACCGGGAUCGAGACCUUUACUAUGGUCAUCCGCAGCUGGGCCUCAAAAAAGUUCAUGACAGGAUGUGUAAUUUUGUUUCCCAUGGCAAUAACAUUUUACACUACCUGGUGGUUUAUUCAUUUCGUGGAUGGAUUCUUUUCACCUAUUUAUACUCAUCUUGGGAUCAAUGUUUUUGGCCUAGGAUUCAUCACUUCGAUUACCUUCAUCUUUCUGGUGGGUGUGUUCAUGUCAUCAUGGUUGGGAACUUCUCUUCUUAGUCUUGGUGAAUGGUUUAUCAAGAAAAUGCCGAUUGUGCGCCUUAUCUACUCUGCCUCAAAGCAAAUAAGUGUAGCAAUAUCGCCAGAUCAGAGCUCCCAAGCCUUUAAAGAAGUCGUCAUCAUAAGGCAUCCACGUGUUGGUGAAUAUGCAAUUGGCUUCGUUACAUCUACAGUAUCUCUUAACAGGAGCACAGGAGAUGAGGAGCUUUCCUGUGUUUAUGUUCCUACCAAUCACCUCUACCUCGGGGACAUCUUUCUCAUCAGCUCCAAGGACAUAAUCAGGCCAAAUUUAUCUGUUCGGGAAGGGAUUGAAAUUGUUAUUUCAGGUGGCAUGUCAGUUCCUAAGAUAUUGUCUACCGUGGAGAUGAAGACUACACUUUGAGAUCACGUGAGAGCUCUGAAAGGCCCAACACUUGCCAGUGCACAAGACUAAAGGUUUUUUUAGCUAUUGCAUGUUAUACUUUGCUAUUGUAACUACAAAUCACAUGCUGAUCUGUGCCAUCACCAGCCUACUCUGCUGCCCAAGCUGAAUUGGCCCCAGCUCUGCAGAACACAGUAGUUGUGUAUCAGUAUCCAAAGCUCUUCUAGCUUUUACAUUCACCCAAAAGAGUGAAAAAUUUUGGAAGCAGAUGUUUCUAAUUUUUUGAUCAUUAGCUAUUAUAUUUU
Messenger RNA from Elaeis guineensis (African oil palm), 1302 nucleotides. RefSeq names its product protein LIKE COV 1. Gene Ontology annotation, cellular component: Golgi apparatus. Lineage: Eukaryota; Viridiplantae; Streptophyta; Magnoliopsida; Arecales; Arecaceae. The record is from RefSeq and is a predicted model, not a curated record.